AUGGCACCACCUGCAUCGCCGCUGCAUCGACAUCAGUCUUCCUUGGAAGGGAUCUUAUAUUUUUCGUCGCAGCCUCCUCUAGAUCCAAGCCACCGCGACUGUGCUAAGCGCCGCUUUGACCAAAUUAUCAACCACUUUGAAGAAGACGAAGGUUCUAGAGCAGGUCGAGACAAGUAUGACCGCGUCAAACUCGUCAGCUUAACGUAUGAGCACUCGACGAAUGAAACCUCUAAAGAUAGACUUCUGGCUGCCUUCUUCGCGUUUGCAGGACUGCUAAUAGCAACAGAUGAAGAAAUCAACUUUGACGACCUAACCCGUAGAGACGAGCUUUGA
Molecule: messenger RNA, 333 nt
Organism: Fusarium graminearum PH-1
Lineage: Eukaryota; Fungi; Ascomycota; Sordariomycetes; Hypocreales; Nectriaceae
Exons: 1
Coding region: 1-333 (110 amino acids)
Source: RefSeq, a predicted model, not a curated record